AUGCACAAACGCACUAAGAUCAGGAUUGCCAUCUUCAUCUUGAUGGUAGGCAUGGCGUGCAUGUUCACAGCGGUGGUGACGGACUACUGGGCUGUGCUCAGUCCCAGAGUGGAGGUGGCCAACACGACCUGUGAGGCAGCUCACUUUGGCUUGUGGAGGCUCUGUAAGAAGCAUGUGUACAUCAGCCAGGAUAUCUUCCAGGAGGGGAAGGCCUGUGGACCAAUCAGCCUGCCUGGGGAGGAGAACUGCACAUACUUUGGACACUUCACUCCAGGAAAGGAUGCAGAGAUAUUUGAAUACAAAACACAAAAAGAGUACAACAUCUCGGCUGCAGCCAUCUCCAUCUUCAGUCUGGCCUUCAUGAUCCUGGGCUCUCUGGCGUUGCUCUGUUCGUGCGGCGGUCAGAAACGGGACUAUCUCCUCAAACCUGCCGGAAUGUUCUACGCAUUUGCAGGCCUGUGUGCGUUCAUUUCUCUGGAGGUGAUGCGGCAGUCGGUCAAACGCAUGAUCGAGAGCGAGGACACCAUUUGGAUGGAGUACAGCUACGGCUGGUCCUUCGCCUGCGCCUGCUCCGGCUUCGUGCUGCUCUUCCUCACCGGGAUCGCCCUCCUCGUGCUCUCCAUGCCCCAAAUGCCCCGCAACCCCUGGGAGACCUGCAUGGAUGCUGAGCCAGAGCAAGUGGAGUGA
Molecule: messenger RNA, 687 nt
Organism: Knipowitschia caucasica
Lineage: Eukaryota; Metazoa; Chordata; Actinopteri; Gobiiformes; Gobiidae
Source: the annotation of a GenBank genome assembly